Pseudovirgaria hyperparasitica is the source of this 1107-nucleotide messenger RNA. Its product is annotated as Dihydroorotase. The record is from RefSeq and is a predicted model, not a curated record. Gene Ontology annotation, biological process: 'de novo' pyrimidine nucleobase biosynthetic process; pyrimidine nucleotide biosynthetic process. Gene Ontology annotation, cellular component: cytoplasm. Bases 1 to 1107 code for a protein of 368 amino acids. Lineage: Eukaryota; Fungi; Ascomycota; Dothideomycetes; Acrospermales; Acrospermaceae. Gene Ontology annotation, molecular function: dihydroorotase activity. The transcript is spliced from 3 exons.
AUGGAUUUCGAAAAGAUUGAGCUGGCUCCUACAGCAGACUUUCAUGUGCACCUGCGAGAUGGCGAGAUGAUGAGAAUGGUGGUUCCCACGAUCAGAUUAGGCGGGGUCGAUACCGUGUAUGUGAUGCCUAACCUCAUCCCGCCUGUCACUACUGUAGAAGCCGCAAAAUCGUAUCUUGCCCGAAUCCAGCCAUUAGCACCAGACGUCAAAUUUCUCAUGACUCUGUACAUGACCGAAUCCCUCACCCCGGAGAUCAUCGAUGACGCCGCUAGUGCAGGUAUUACCGGUGUGAAAGUCUAUCCAGCUGGAGUGACGACGAAUUCUCAGUCAGGAGUCGUAGACUAUGAGAGCUUUUUCCCAAUCUUCGAAGCUAUGCAGAGGAACGACAUGGUCCUGAACCUGCAUGGCGAAGCACCAAGCACACCUUCUGGAAACUUUAUCGCCAGCGAAAAGGCAGGUGAGAGCGCUGUGUCAGUUCUCAAUGCAGAGAAGUUAUUCCUUCCAACGCUUCACAAGAUUCACAAUGCUUUCCCGAAGCUUCGGAUAGUUCUAGAGCAUUGUACGACGCGCGAUGCUCUGGACGCUGUUCUAAAAUGCGGACCGAGUGUUGCAGCGACUAUCACAGCUCACCAUCUAUGGAUAUGUGUUGACGAUGUCUGCGGUGAUGCUUUCAACUUCUGUAAGCCUGUGGCCAAGACUAUGGAGGAUCGCGUGGCUCUCGUUCGCGCUGCAGUAGAAGGAGGAAACGGGAAAUUCUUCUUUGGAAGCGACUCGGCGCCACAUCCAGUGACAGCCAAAACAGGUGUCAAGAAGGCCGCAGCGGGAUGCUUUACCCAGAGCUGUGCCACGCAGCUUGUGAUUGGAGCCAUCGAAGAGGCCGUAGCCAAGGGAUGGAUCUCAAGAGAGGUAACAGCGGCGUCGCUUGAAGACUUCUUGAGCAAUCGCGGUAGAAAGUUCUAUAAGCUGCCAGAGCAUGCCCAUGGCCGCAAAAUUCAACUAGAGAGGAAAGGCGCAAAGGUCCCUGAUGUGCUGAAGAACGCUACUGGUGAUAUUGAAGUCAUCCCUUUCCGAAGGGGAGAAGACACCUGGAAACUGACGUGGAAAUGA